Molecule: messenger RNA, 1800 nt
Organism: Microsporum canis CBS 113480
Lineage: Eukaryota; Fungi; Ascomycota; Eurotiomycetes; Onygenales; Arthrodermataceae
Product: ATP-dependent Clp protease ATP-binding subunit clpX
Exons: 2
Coding region: 1-1800 (599 amino acids)
Biological process (GO): protein catabolic process; proteolysis
Cellular component (GO): mitochondrial matrix
Molecular function (GO): ATP hydrolysis activity; ATP binding
Source: RefSeq, a predicted model, not a curated record
AUGAUGACCGCGACGACGUCUGCCGCCCACUCCCGGGCUCGGCUCUCUUACCUUGCGCUUUACUCCGUUCGACGUAGCUUCUCAGCUUCGGCUACGAAGUCUACGCAGUUCCAUAGAUCCGAUUUCACCAACCAGCCAUAUACGAGCAGUUAUGAGACCGGUAUACCCACACCGGGCCCAUUGGGUUCAACGCCGUCGUUCGGUGUGCCGCGAGUCACGCCCAAGGUGCUGAAGCAGCACUUGGAUAACUUCGUCGUUGGGCAGGACCGUGCUAAGAGAGUGUUAAGUGUGGCCGUCUAUAAUCACUACCAGAGGGUUCAGGAACUACAGAGGAGGCUCGAAGAACAUGAAGAGCUCCUCGCUCAGAGAGCACGAAGAGAGUCGAUGGAGAGUCAUCCGGUAGAAGGUAUAGAUGAAUUUCCAGGUCAGCAGCGGACUAUACAUCUUUCCGCCCCAAGGAGAUACUAUGAUGACAAUUUACCUUCAGAACAAGACCCUCUUGUUGACUCGUCCAUUAAUAUGCUGGAGAAAUCCAACAUACUUCUCCUAGGUCCUUCAGGUGUGGGGAAGACAUUGAUGGCAAAGACACUCGCCCGUGUCCUCUCGGUUCCUUUCAGCAUGUCGGACUGUACACCAUUCACGCAAGCUGGUUAUAUCGGGGAAGAUGCAGAUGUAUGUGUACACCGGCUCCUUGCAGCUGCAAACUACGAUGUCGAACAAGCUGAAAGAGGUAUCAUUUGCCUUGAUGAAAUUGACAAAAUUGCUACGGCAAAAGUGAGCCAUGGCAAAGAUGUAAGUGGAGAAGGAGUCCAGCAGGCACUGCUGAAAAUAAUCGAGGGUACAACUAUACAAAUCCAAGCCAAACCCGAACGAAACGCCUCGCGUCCUAGCUCUGGAGGAAACAGUUCUCCGGGUGGAUCUUCGUAUAAUCCAACGUCGAAUUCAUCUGGGAAAGCAGAAGUAUACAACAUUCGCACAGACAACAUACUUUUCAUAUUCUCUGGAGCGUUCGUUGGCUUGCAAAAAGUUAUCAUGGACAGAAUAUCCCGUGGAUCGAUUGGAUUUGGACAACCAAUACGAGCCUCGUCUUUCCACAAUGAUUCAACGCCGACAAAAAUGAACGCGCCGAUUCCUAUUCUUCCCGGCUCUCACGAGGAAGCUCUGUACAAACAAUACCUCCCUUUCUUUACACCAACACAAACGCCCACAGCACCAGAUGAAGAACCUGUAUAUUUUAAUCCUCUCGAUUUAGUUACACCCAGCGACCUCCAAGCAUACGGCUUUAUACCGGAACUAAUCGGUCGUAUCCCCAUCACGUCUGCUUUAUCCCCAUUAUCCCACUCUCUUCUACUUCGAAUUCUCACCGAACCACGCAAUUCUCUAGUAAACCAAUACACAACUCUCUUUGCACUCUCAGGAAUAGAACUACGAUUUACCACCGCCGCUCUCCACAAAGUUGCGGCUAAUGCAUUCGCCAUGUCCACUGGAGCUCGCGCCCUACGAACAGAAAUGGAAUCCAUUUUAGCUGAUGCAAUGUUCGAAGCACCAGGAUCAAGUGUGAAAUUUGUCCUAGUCACCGAAGCUGUUGCUGCACGAAAGGAGAAAGCUAUUUACCUUUCUCGUGGUCAAAGCGGGAAGUUCCACGCCUUGAUUGCCACGGAAGAGGGGGAGUGGGAGGAACGGAUGAAGCGGGAGAAAGGAGACGGAUCGAAGGGAGGUCAGCGUCAAAACCAGCCGCAUAGCUUCGAAGAAUGGAGGUCACGCUCAACUGCUGGGUCGGUUGCUGGGGGAGCCUCCUAA